This is a messenger RNA of Pedinophyceae sp. YPF-701, 873 nucleotides long. The record is from the annotation of a GenBank genome assembly. NCBI's taxonomy places the organism in Eukaryota, Viridiplantae, Chlorophyta, Pedinophyceae.
AUGCGGACGGCGGAGGAGCAGCGCGCGCGACCGCGGUUCCUCGAGAAGCAGCGGCGGACGAAGCCGUCGCUCUCUCUGCGCGACUACUUGGAGCGGAUCCUGCGGUACUGCCAGUGCAGCCCGGCGUCUUGCGUCAGCGCCGCCGUGUACAUCCAGCGCAUGGCCGCGCGGGACCCCCACCUCGUCGCCAACUCCCGCACCAUACACCGCCUCCUCCUCGUCGGCGUCAUCAUCGCAACCAAGUUCCUGGACGACCGGUACUUCCCGAACGCCUAUUACGCCAAGGUCGGGGGCCUGACUCCGGCGGAGGUCAACGAGCUGGAGCGCGACGUGCUCGCGCGGCUGGACUUCCGCGUCGCCGUGAGCGCGCAAGACCUCCAGCGGUGCCUGGCCUGGCUCAAGCACGUCCACUCCGCGCCGCCGUCCAGCGCCGGGGACCCCCCCGCCCUGGACGUCGCCGACUCCCCCGCCAGCCCCGCGCAGCCCGCCGCGGCCGCGGCCGCCGCGCGCCUGCUGAGCCCUGACCGCGAGUUCCGGGGCGUCAGGGAACGCGUGGCGAGCUACCAGGACCACAUGGAGGGCCUGUGGGACGGCGCGAGCAGCACGGCGCGGAGCUCGCGGCUCGAGGGCGCGGCGCGGGACAGCGAGGCGGCGGAGGACGGGAAGUGCGGGACGCGCGCCAUGACGGACGAGUCGGCGGGGACGCCGCGGCUGCGGAGCAACGAGGGCGCGGGGAGUUCUGGAGGGGUGUCCGAGGGCGGCGGAGAGGGGUGUGCGCAGGGGCGGAGGCGGUCGCACGCGGAGGAGGCCACUGCGGUGCCGCCGGCGCGCGCGACGCGCGACGCCGCGUCGAUGCCGCGCACGCAGGGGUGA